AUGCUAAAGCUCACGCUGUUGGUUUCAUCCGUUUGGUUUCCAACAAUACUAAUCAAAUCCGGUGUUAUACGAUUACCGCACAUACCGACCACACGAUCCACCACCACCCAUCGUAUCACUUCUACGCCCGCUAAUCAGACUGAUCAAACAAAUACACUGAUCCAUAGUGAUCAUAUUUCUACUCAUUGCAGGAACAAACGCCACUAUGCCAGCAAAGCAGAAGAACGAAAGCGUUGGAAGAUCUUUCGGGAUAAUCUGCAUUAUAUCGAACGCCUUAAUGCCAAUCACACCAUUCAGAGCUAUUACAACAGCAAUAAUAUUGAUAGCGAUUCAAAUACUAGUAAUCAAACGACGGCCAUAUUCGGUAUCACAAAAUUUGCUGACUGUACCGAUAAAGAACUCGAACAGAUGGCGAUGAAACUCCCGAAGCAAUACCACGAUGAUUCAGUGGCACUAGCAUUCGCCGAAGAGGUCGGUGCACCGCUACCCGUUGACUUUGAUUGGCGUUCUCGAUCAGUGGUGACUCCGGUUCGAGAUCAAGACAAAUGCAAUUCGUGUUGGGCGUUCGCUGCCGUGGCCGUGAUUGAAACAUUUUGGGCGAUCAAAACUGGCCAAAUGCAAGAUUUGUCAGAGCAGGAGCUGAUCGAUUGCGAUAUCAAUAGUGACGGAUGUCGAUAUGGCUAUCCGGCAACUGCCUAUUUGGUUGCCGAACGUAAGGGUAUGCUCCACGAGAGUAAAUUGCCCUAUAUGGAUUCCAGAGGACCAGAGUGUCCUAAACAAAACGGUUCCGUAUUCGUCAAAUCCAUCCAAAAGAUCAAAUCGAACGCCCACGCAAUCGCCGACUAUGUCUACAACUAUGGACCUGUUUCAGUGAAUUUUCGAGUGACCAUGCCAUUUUAUCACUACACGGUGGGCAUAUUUCGGCCCAGCCCAGACGAGUGCAAUCGCUCGAAUCGAUACCACGUGAUGACCAUUGUUGGGUUUGGACAAGUGGCCGAUCAGCCGUAUUGGAUCCUCAAAAACAGUUGGGGCACAAAUUGGGGUGAUGAAGGAUAUAUUCGCUUUGCUAAAGGCGAAAACGCGUGUGGCAUUGAAGAUUUUCCAUAUUCUAUACAAUUAUAG
This is a messenger RNA of Anisakis simplex (herring worm), 1122 nucleotides long. The record is from the annotation of a GenBank genome assembly. Lineage: Eukaryota; Metazoa; Nematoda; Chromadorea; Rhabditida; Anisakidae.